Theobroma umbraticum is the source of this 848-nucleotide messenger RNA. RefSeq lists its product as uncharacterized. Lineage: Eukaryota; Viridiplantae; Streptophyta; Magnoliopsida; Malvales; Malvaceae. The record is from RefSeq and is a predicted model, not a curated record.
UUUCGAAAGAGGGAAGACAAAAAAAAAUGGAGAGCAGCAGCAAAGCGAACUCAUGGAGAAUGAAAGCAAAGAAGCGGAAGAUAUCUCUCGAGGACUACAUCGAUUUCCUUUCCUCUCACAAACAACUUCCUCUCACCCUCAGUUCCCUCAACCAGAUUAUCUUCAUUCACGGUCUCAAGAAAACGACAAACAUGCCCAAGAAAGCGUUGAGCGAAGCGGUGGAGAAGCUGAAUCUGAUUGAUCCAUCACGUUCCACGCUGAAAUCGAGCAUAUCAUCGAGCGCCUGGCUAACAGAGGAGGAGAUAAUCGGGGACCUCAACCGUCUGGAGUGGCAAGAGUGCUGCGUUACCUCCAUCCAAACCCUAAACUCAUCUCCCGAACAACAAUCCAUUCCCAAAGCCAAAGCCAAAGCCAAAAGGAAGAGAAGCGCGAGUGUUGCUGUUGCCGAAGGCGCUGAUUCCUUCUCCUCCGCUGUAGUUUCCUUUCAAUCAUCUUGAGACUUGAAUUGGUAAAUGCAUUCGAACUUAAUUUCAGCUUUCAAGUUUCAAGCCUUUCUGUUCAACAGAUUUGUAACGAUUGAUUAACCUGUUUUUGGGGGGUUAAGUAGUUGAACGCAAUGGUAGACCUGUGAUUCUCUAUAAUUUGGAAGGGCGUUUUUGGCCUUUUCAACUGAACCAGUUAUAGGUGUACAGAGAGGCGAGAGAAGGGCUAUAUUUGGAUUUGCACAAGUGGAGUAAGGGCCUUUGCGUCUUUUAACUUUGUGAAAAUGUAAUUAGCCAAAUGUUCUUUGUUUGUGUUUGUAAUUGCUGAUUUUCCAUCAAAUAUUAGAUUAGCUGACGUUAUAACUA